Messenger RNA from Drosophila rhopaloa, 1712 nucleotides. RefSeq names its product probable cytochrome P450 9f2. Bases 36 to 1586 code for a protein of 516 amino acids. Gene Ontology annotation, molecular function: monooxygenase activity; heme binding; oxidoreductase activity, acting on paired donors, with incorporation or reduction of molecular oxygen. The record is from RefSeq and is a predicted model, not a curated record. NCBI's taxonomy places the organism in Eukaryota, Metazoa, Arthropoda, Insecta, Diptera, Drosophilidae. The transcript is spliced from 4 exons.
GACGCUGGGAUCGCCAAACGAAUCGCUCCUCCAUCAUGCUGUGGGAAUUUCUGGCACUCUUUGCGAUCGGCUUGGUCCUAUUCUAUCGCUGGGCGACCGCGAACAAUGGCUUCUUCAAGGAUCGGGACAUUCCCUACGAGAAGCCGCUCUUGUAUUUUGGCAACAUGGUCGAUAUGUUUUUAAAAAGGAAAUCCAUGUUUGACAUAGUCUGCGGUCUAUACGAAAAAGGCGGCAGUAGCAAAUUUUUUGGUAUCUUUGAGCAGCGACAACCACUAUUGAUGGUACGCGACCCAGAUCUUAUUAAGCAGAUAGCCAUAAAGGACUUUGACCACUUUAUUAAUCAUCGAAACGUGUUCGCCACCAGCAGCGAUGAUGAUCCGCAUGACAUGAGCAAUCUCUUUGGAAGCUCCUUGUUCUCCAUGCGAGAUGCCCGGUGGAAGGAUAUGCGAAGCACUCUCAGCCCGGCCUUUACUGGCAGCAAGAUGCGUCAGAUGUUCCAGCUGAUGAACCAGGUGGCUAAGGAGGCCGUGGACUGUCUUAAGAAAGAGCAGUCGUCUGUUCAGGAGUCAGAUCUGGACAUGAAGGACUACUGUACACGAUUCACGAACGAUGUUAUCGCCUCGACGGCCUUUGGGUUGAAUGUUAAUUCUUUCAAGGAUCGGGAGAAUACCUUUUAUCAGAUGGGCAAAAAGUUGACAACAUUUUCUUUCCUUCAGAACCUAAAGUUCCUGUUGUUUUUCGCAUUGAAGAGUUUGAACAAGAUCGUGAAAGUUGAAAUCUUUGAUAAAAAGAGCACUCAAUAUUUCGUGCGUCUGGUGCUUGAUGCCAUGAAGUACCGACAGGAGCACAACAUCAUCCGUCCCGACAUGAUCAACAUGCUGAUGGAGGCCCGCGGUCUGCUCCAGACGGAGAAGGCCAAGACGUCAGCCGUUCGCGAGUGGAGCGAUCGCGACAUUGUCGCCCAGUGCUUUGUGUUUUUCUUUGCUGGAUUCGAGACUUCAGCUGUGCUGAUGUGCUUCACCGCACACGAAUUGAUGGAGAACCAGGAUGUGCAGCAGAAGCUGUACGAGGAGGUGCAACAAGUGGACUCGGAGUUGGAGGGCAAGGAGCUGACCUAUGAGGUCAUCAUGGGUAUGAAGUAUCUGGAUCAGGUCGUUUCAGAGGUCCUGCGAAAAUGGCCGCCAGCAAUUGCCGUUGACCGAGAGUGCAACAAGGAUAUAACUUAUGAAGCGGAUGGCCAGAAAGUGGAAAUUAAAAAGGGAGAUGUCCUCUGGCUGCCCACUUGUGGCUUCCAUCGUGACCCCAAAUAUUUUGAGAAUCCCAAGAAGUUUGAUCCGGAACGUUUCAGCGAAGAGAACAAGGAUACAAUUCAACCAUUUACAUAUUUUCCCUUUGGACUGGGUCAACGAAACUGCAUCGCUUCCCGAUUCGCUCUUCUCGAGGCAAAAGCUGUCAUCUACUAUCUUCUGAAGAACUUCCGCUUUGCUCCCGCUCCAAAAUCCUGCAUUCCACUAGAGCUUGCCAGUUCCGGGUUUCAAUUGGCGCCAAAAUCAGGAUUUUGGAUCAAAUUCAUUCAGCGAAACUAAUCUUAAACAGAUAAGAAAAUGUAUUUAUUUAUUUUGUUAACUGUUUUGUAUUACAUGAUUUGACAUUAUUAUCAUUUAAAAAUAUUUGUAAUUGCUUUUCUUAAAUUAAAAAUCCUUUAGCCUACA